Messenger RNA from Eruca vesicaria subsp. sativa (arugula), 630 nucleotides. NCBI's taxonomy places the organism in Eukaryota, Viridiplantae, Streptophyta, Magnoliopsida, Brassicales, Brassicaceae. The record is from the annotation of a GenBank genome assembly.
CACAAAUCCUAAUAACCAUCACAAACCCUAGCAGUCAAUACAUUACGCAGAGACCAAAAACAAAAAAACAAGAUGAAGGUGAUCGCAGCUUUCCUCCUCGCGAAACUCGCCGGAACCGAGAAACCAACCAAAAAUGACCUCAAAACCAUCUUCGAUUCCGUCGGCGCUGAGUUCGACGAGGCGAAGGUGGAUCUGUUGUUCUCUCUGGUGAAGGAUCACGACGUGGCGGAGCUGAUCGCGGCAGGGAGGGAGAAGAUGGGAGCGCUCUCGUCUGGUGGUGGAGCUGUUGCUAUGGUGGCGGGAGCAGGAGGAGGAGAGGAAGCGAAGGCGGCUGAGCCAGAGGCGGAAGCGAAGAAGGUUGAGGAAGAGAAGGAGGAGUCGGAUGAUGGAGGCAUGAUGAGUCUCUUUGAUUAGAUUCGUUUUUUUUUUUUUUAUUGUGUCUGGACGUUUAGAUGGACGAAUCUGAAAUAAUUAUCGGUUUUAGUUUGGUUUUUUUUUUAAGUGGAUGGAUCGUUUGUUGGUAAUAAUAUUAUUAAGGACUUAUAAUCUAUCUUUAUGUUAUUCAGUUUAUGAUUUUGUUUGUCUAAGAAUUGAAUACAAGACUUUCAACAUGCAUUUCUUUGUGCUAAG